Molecule: messenger RNA, 3500 nt
Organism: Epinephelus lanceolatus (giant grouper)
Lineage: Eukaryota; Metazoa; Chordata; Actinopteri; Perciformes; Serranidae
Gene: aif1l
Product: allograft inflammatory factor 1-like
Biological process (GO): actin filament bundle assembly; ruffle assembly
Cellular component (GO): ruffle membrane; actin filament
Molecular function (GO): calcium ion binding; actin filament binding
Source: RefSeq, a predicted model, not a curated record
CAGUCUUGACGCCGGUACCAAGUGGCCCACUGAGCCCAAUCUGUAACAGAGUACAGGAGUAUCGCCCCGGCGGACGGUUGCGGCAGCCUCUCGGCUCGGAUAUUUGUCAUUUUGUGGAUUUAUUCCCGACAGAUAAAUUCCAGGAUGCCUACAAAUGUACAAGGAGGGAAAGCCUUUGGACUGUUAAAGGAGCAGCAGAAGACAAAAUUGGACGAAAUAAACAAGGAAUACCUGGAAGACCAGAAAUACAGGGAUGAAGAGGACCUGCCUGAGAAACUGGAGGGUCUCAAAAAUAAGUACGCAGAGUUUGACCUGAAUGACCAAGGAGAGAUUGAUUUGAUGGGUCUGAAGCGGAUGAUGGAGAAGCUUGGGGUGCCCAAGACCCAUUUGGAGUUGAAAAAGAUGAUUGUCGAGGUGACGGGCGGCAGCAGCAGCAACACUAUCAACUACAGGGACUUUGUCAAGAUGAUGCUGGGCAAGCGUUCAGCUGUGCUCAAACUAGUCUUGAUCUUUGAGGACAAAGCCAAUGGCUCUCCCUGCAAGCCAGAAGGACCCCCUCCAAAGCGGGACAUUGCAAGCCUGCCUUAACUCUAGGUGUCAGCCUCCAGACUGCUUGUGAAGCAGAGGGACCAUCGGCGGUUGCGUGAAAUCGAGUCGUUCUCUUAACAUGUGGAGUGUUGUAUUAGUGUGGGACCAGUGAUCGAGGAUGUGAUUUUGUGAUAUACGGUGUAUGCAAGGUGUUUGUCAUUUGGAAGACUGAACCCCACAACUCACUAAAUGAUGUUUGACUGUGAAUAUUCUUAUUCAUCUUUUAUCCUUUUAAUUGAAAUGUAGCAUUGGUAGUUGUACACGUAACCUCCUUGAUAAAUUCAAUUUUGUAGUAAGUGUUUCAUGGUUAUAUUUUAAGGGAAAACUCCAAAUUCUCCAGAGGUUGUUUUUCCUUGUUUAAUUUUUGGGACGCGUUCAUUUUUAUCAUUCUAAGAGUAGGAUGCUUUUGGAGAAGCACAAGGAAAAGAAGCAUUUUUUUCCAACACAUUUUUGCACUGUCCUCAGUGGUCUUGGAUGGAUUCCUGCCAGGCUAAUCUUGGUCCACGUCUCACUUUAGAUCAGGUGCCAGAGAUUAGAGGCCCGGCCCAUUUCCUCUGGGUCAAAGUCAUCAGCCCUCAAAGCCAAAAUACUGAUCUGGAAUCAGUAACUAGGUUAUCAUGGCCACCUCAUAAUCGGAAAAGCAUUUUUUUUUGUAGAUGACUGUACUGCUAUGCGUUUUAAUAUUCCUCUCUCAGCUAGUGCGAGUGAAUAAGAGAAUAUGUUGACGACAGGCUUGAAGACAGGCUUGAAGAACAGCAAAUCUGACUCCAUUUUUAGAUCUGUAAGGUUAAGCACAUGUUAAUUUUGGAAGGAGUGUGAUUUACAGGCACACAAGCGUAACAGAUGUACAUAAUAUACUCACACACAGUACAAUCAUAUUCUUUCCAAGUGCCUUAACAUGCAGAUACUGUAGAGCUUAAACACACAGAUUGAAAAAGGAGGGAGUGCACACAGGUGUUCAGUUCGAGCAGUCCGCUUAGCUUACUAAUUCCACAAACCGUGAAAUAAAUUUAUUUGGUGAGAUAGUUUUGAUGAUGUUUGUUGAAUUGUAUUGAUAUGGUGUUUCCACAACAUUCUGAGUGAGUGAUGUUCACAAGGUGGAUUUUUUAAAAUGUAGUUGUUUCCCUUUUCUUACUAUUAUUUGUCGAUGUCCCAGCAACCUGCUUGUGGGAUGAUUUGACUGAUUAGGUUACCCUGUACUUGUCUUGCAAUGCAUACAUGUGUUACCAGUUUGUCUUUGAUUCUCAAUCUUUUUUCAUCAGCUAAUCAUCCCUCUCUGUUGAACUGGGUUCAUUGUCCUGUGAAUUCUGUAAUUUGUGCCUCAGUGUUCCCAUAACUCACGCUACUUACUGUGAAUUUGGUACUUGUAGUAUUUUUAACCCACUUAACAUGUUUGAAACUAUAAUGUUAUUUUGUUUUCAGUCUCAUAGGUGUACUACAUCUUUUAAUGUUGUUAAGAUGCACAUUGUUUGCAGACACCAAAGGAAUUAAAAUUCUUCUUACACUGGCCUGUUAAGUUUUUAAUGUUUAUUGCUGUCAUUGAGAUCUCCAUUAAACUCUUGACUAAUUUUGAGUUUGGGUGAAAAAAUGACACGUUUAAUAGGUAUAGAGUAGUGUUAAAUUGUGGUUGAAUAUUUUUUUAUUUCACUAGUAAAUGCCAGUGUUUGUUCAGAACACAUUACACUAUUAUGUUAAUAGCAGGAGAUGACAUACUACAUUGAGAGGGAGAUUAAGUCAUAGAUGCAGUAAUGCUAUUUAAAGAGUAACUGUGUUUUGUUUUUUUUUCAACCUGGACCCUGUUUUCCCAUGUUUUUGUGUUUAAAUGACUAAUGAGAGGAACGGUUUAUAAAAUUGAUUCAGUAUGAGCAAGACCCUGACUGCAGCAAAACUGGCUGCAAUGCCAUCACUUGGGGCAAUUGGGCACUGUCAAUUUACGCUCAUAAAAAGUGGUUAUUUUUGCCACUGACAGGAUCAGAUUAUUAUUCUACAUGUCUGACAACAUUAUGGAAAGGAUACCUACAGAGACAGACCCUUUUGUCAGAGAGUAAACUCCUUUUGUUUAACCAGAAACGGCCCUGAAAUCCAGAUCGCCGAACACACCAGACUCUAUUUAAAUAAACAGUGAUUUUAGCGUGUAUAGAGCCAGCAUAUUUUCACAUCUAACGGGUGAAUUAAGGGUUUAUUUCAGCUAAACCUGAGUUGAUGAUUCUUGGAACAGUGGAAAGAUGAACCAAGAAGGUUUUUGUGAGUUUAAUUCUUUUCAUGUUGACUUUGAAUGAAGUGUGUUUUGCAACAAUAGAAUCGCAGUUUAUUUAAAUGGAGUCUGGUAGGGUUGUCAAUAGCAAUUUCUGAGCUAUUUCUGGUGAAGCAAAAAGGAUUUUACUGCAGGCUGCUGCAGUAUUGCUCAUGACUGGACCAAUCUCAAAAAUUCUUGUCUCCAUUAUUCAUUUAGACACAAAAACACUGGAAAAUUGGGUCCAGGUUGAAAAAUACCAAAGUUACCCUGUAACGUUAAGUCAGUGGCCUUGGCUUACACAGAACACCAUAGUUAGAAAGAUUGGCAGUCUAUCAAGAGAGGGGGAGUUUUUCAUCAUACAAAAAUCCAUUUGUUAUAAGAGAUAACAUUCCAACACAUCCUUAGCUAUUAGCGCUGAUAAAUGCAAAGGUAAAACCUAUGAAUUAUCAGUUUAGCAAAUGAGAAAAUCUCAGUCUCAGUUUUGCAUGAUCAUCUCCCAGUUCACUCACAGGCAGAGAUAAAUAGUGUGUGAAUCCUUGGCUGUGACAACAUGUUGGAUGUUGUAAUAAUGCUUUCGUUCUAUAUUUUCUCAUUAACUCUUCAUGUCUCUUAAUGUACACACAGUUGUAUGCAUACAUACUCUUGAGCAAUAAAAUGUUUUCAUGAAAAAAGUCAA